CCCAAACACGGAAGCAUCUCAAACGCCUGCGAAAGCAAAAGUCCCCACUCCCUCUGUUGUCUCAUAUUUGCAUUUUUAAAUGUUUUUACUCAUGUUAACAAUUACUUUAAAAACGCUAGGUUAGAUUUUGUGUUCAGUAUGCCAUUCUCGUUGUUUCACGUAGCUUUGCCAGUUUUCAUUGCGGUUUUAUCAGUUUUAGUCGCCGUUAUUGGACAUAACCUGGCGAUGCCGCCCCCUCUGCCUGCUGUCCUCGGUGUCUGCUCUCUGGCCGGGAUGGCGCUUAUAUGGAGGGACAUAAGCUCCAAAAUGAAGGGUAAAAACCGGACUUUAGGCAGCCUGCUCAGUCAGUAUCUGGCGGUGAAAGGUGUGGGCUGGCUGGGCAGACGGCAGAGACGUAAACUUGAAGCCGACACUCAGAAUGUGAAGCAGGUCCAGGAGGAGACCCUGCUGACGCGCCUGCGCAAAAAUGCAAACACAUGUUAUGGAAGACAGUACGACUUUAGCUCAAUUACAGACAGCAGUGUUUUCCGGACACGUCACCCCAUCACCACAUACGAUCAUUACCGUGAUCUCAUCAGUCGAAUCGCUGCAGGAGAGGAGAAGGUGAUCCUUGCUGAGAAGCCACUCAUCCUCGCCAUGACCUCUGGGACGUCAGGACCCAGCGCCAUGCUGCUCAGCACCAAGGACACAAACACGGAGUUCUUCCUGCAGGGAGUAGCUGUUUGCUUGGAGGCCAUGAGAACAGCGUUUCCUGCGACCGACAGCCUUCAGCGAACCACAAAGUUCUUCUACACUCCUACUUUUCGACAGUCUGAGGCCGGUAUCCCCAUUGGACCAAACUCCUCCACACCGGCCUCUUCUAAGCACAUGCUCAACCUCUACACCACUCCAGCUCCUGCCUUUGAGGUUCCCAGUGAGAAGGACACCCUCUACCUGCAUCUCCUGUUUGCACUCAAAGAUCGUAGUGUGGGAACACUCGAGUCCAACUUUGCCUCCACAGUUUUCUACGCUUUUAGUGCCUUACAGGAUCGCUGGCAGGAGCUCGUAGAUGACAUCGAACAGGGAAAAGUCAGCAACGCUCUGGCUCUGGAUCCCAAAGUGAGGUCCAGACUCGAGGCUCUGAUGAAGCCAGACCCUGACAGAGCUGCUCAGCUCCGGGCUUACUUCAAGGAUGGCUUCUGUGGGAUUGCUAAGCGUGUGUGGCCUCACCUUCACCUGGUCCUGGCAGUGGAUUCUGGCUCCAAUCAGAUCUACGGGGACAUGUUGAGAGAGAACUACUGCCAGGGAGUGCCUUUCUAUUCGCCUUUCUACGCUGCUACUGAAGGUCUGAUAGGAGUGAAUCUGUGGCCGCUGGAGCCAAACAGACGCUACUUGCUGUGCCCUCGUUCAAUGUUCUGUGAGUUCCUGCCAGAGAGCAGCCUUGAGGAGGAAACGCCGCCCACCCUGCUGAUGGAGGAGGUGAAGGAGGGGCAGAACUAUGAGCUGGUGGUCACAAAUGCUUCAGGACUCUUCAGAUAUCGCAUUGGAGAUAUCAUUAAAGUGGUCGGAUUUCACAACCAGUGUCCCGUUGUUGAGUUUCAGUACAGACGAGGUCAGAUGCUGAACGUUCGAGGGGAGAAAGUGUCAGAGGCGUUGUUUCUUGAUGCUCUGAAGAAAGCUGUGUCUCAGUGGCCGGGAGCUCAGCUGGUGGACUAUUGCUGCGCUGAGAGCGGCAUCAUGGGAGAUUCGAUCGGCGGCUCAGAUCCUCACUACCAGGUCUUUAUUGAGCUCAAAGGUGUGAGGAACCUCACUGAGGAGCAACGAUACAAGUUGGACAUCUGUCUCCAGCAGGACUCGGCUGUGUACAAGUCCUUUCGCAUCAAAGGAAGCAUUGGACCAAUGAGGGUGCAGCUAGUGGCUGAGGGCGCUUUCAAGGAACUUCGCAAACAAAUGAUGGCCUUCUCAAAAACGUCACCAAACACUUUCAAAAUGCACAGAGUGCUGCGGAGGAAAGAGUAUGCAGAUUUCCUCCUGGGAAAAACGGUGUCAUGAUAUCAGCAGAGAUCAGGUUUGCUGGCUCGGACUGUGGUGGUUUCUGACUGAAUAAAACUUCUGCAGUUUUAUCUAAGAAGCUCGGGUGUGAACAGUAAAAUCAUGCCUUUGGUAGCCGAUGAACACAACAUUUUUGACAGUUUCACAUAUUUCUCUAAACUGGCUUUAUUUAUGUUAUUAAACUACUAAACUGUUAA
This is a messenger RNA of Cheilinus undulatus (humphead wrasse), 2228 nucleotides long. RefSeq names its product GH3 domain containing (gene ghdc). The transcript is spliced from 11 exons. Gene Ontology annotation, cellular component: cytoplasm. Bases 139 to 2031 code for a protein of 630 amino acids. NCBI's taxonomy places the organism in Eukaryota, Metazoa, Chordata, Actinopteri, Labriformes, Labridae. Gene Ontology annotation, molecular function: acid-amino acid ligase activity. The record is from RefSeq and is a predicted model, not a curated record.